AUGUACGGCCUGCCUCGGCCUUCCUCUUCGCGUCCUUCCGAGGCCGAGUCGACGCGGCCGUCGACCGCAGCCUCUCACUCGGGACCAGGAGAGUUCCCUUUUCUCCAAGAUAAACGCCUCUCCGUCUUCCCCCCCUCCCCCUUCUUCUCUACCGUCCCUCCGCUUCUGUCCGUCUCUUCUCCCGGUCCGCUCUCUGGCUGCGUUGUCCCUGCGGCUUACGCGUCUCCUUCCGUCCCCGCUGCGGCUGUAUCUGCAGCUCUUUCUCUCUCUUCUGCCUCUCUCGCGUCGUCCUAUGAGGACCAACUGCGUCGCCUGCAUCUCGGGAAUCAGGAACUCGUCCGGCACGAGCUGGAAAACGGCACAUCUUCUCGUCUGACCGGAUACUCGAUUCGAGUGCAGAGCGCGCCUCCCUCGUCUGCCACGUCGUUUCCUUUUGCACCUGGCGGCGGUUCAGCUUCUGCCGCCUCCCUCUCUGCUCUUCAUGGCGAGGCUCGCGACGGACGUACACCCGAAGACCGAGAACGACGUGCGUGGCCUCGAGGGCACUCCGCCGAUGCUUCCCUUUCUCUGUCUCGCAGUCUGCCUGCUGCACUAGACGGCAGCCGGACAGAAACUGGAGAGAGAACCGAGAACCAGAGAUCUCUGGGGCCGAGAGAGAAAGAAAAAGAAGCUGCCGACUCGGUUCCCGUUCGAGACCCCGCUUCUCGCGUGCAACACGGCACCUAUCGGGGCACCGCAGGGCCGCACUGUCUGCCGCCGGCGCCCCAGGCUUCACUUCCGCUUCUCGCUUGCUCCUGGUCCGCUGACACUUGUCCUUCAUCUUUGCCUUCUUCGACCGCUUCACCUGCUUCUUCAGCUGCCUUUCCUGCUGGCCUUGGCGCCGCCCUCGCGUCUUCUCCGGGAUCUUCCUCCGCCCCCACGCGCUCCGCUUCCGCGCACGCCGCCGGGUCUCGGAGCCAGCCUCGUCUGGUGUACGUACACCCGAGUGUGCCUGGGGCGACUCCCGACGUGUUUGUGGUCGUUUCCCCGUCGCCGACUGCCGUGAGGAGAACGCAUUCCGAGUCGCAGCUUCCUUGUCAACGCCUGGAAAGCGGCGGAAAGCCUCCCGCAUCCGCGGUGCUCCCCGCUUUUUCUCCGCAGCCGGCAAACUCUCCAGGCAGUUUUCUUUCCUGUUCCUUUUCUCACCAAAGAGCCAGUCCCCAGGAAGCAGACGCGAGAAGCCACGCGACCCCGCUAGCCUUGCUUCCGGGAGGCUCUUCUGCACGUGGAUCGUCUCAUGCCCACUCCUCAUGUCCCGCCUCUGCCGCAUUUCCUAGCUCCCUGGCGGCACUGCCUCGUUCGAUUUCUUCUCCCUCUCCGCUUUCUUCGCCUCCGCCUUCUCUCGAGUCUUCUUCCAGCCCUGCCUGUUUGCCGCAAGUCGCCACAGUCGCGGGGAGCCCCAGCGACCAGGAAGGCCCCCGCACCCGCUGCGAGACGCUUGACGCUCAGCGCCUGCCUCAGAGUGUCGCUUCGACUGCCUCCACUGCCCGUCGCCUCCCCGGCUCCACAAGUCUCUCGCCCGCCUCGCGACUUCCUCAACAGCUGUGGGGCCCUUCGUUCUCCACGCUCUCCGGCGACUUCUCCCUGUCGCAGUCUGCCUCUCCGACGCUCCCCGGUCCUCAUCUCGUGCAGGCACUCCACGCGGCCGCGUCGUCCCUCCCGCCUCGCUCCGCAGCGGAGCUGCGUGUACUCCCGAGAAACCACGCUUCGCGCGUCCGCACUUCGUCUCUUCCGCAUCAGGCGUCUAGACACCGGACGCCGGGGUGCGAGUCCGACACGGCCGAGGCGGCCACCGGGAUCGAAUGUCAGGCUGAGGCGGCCGUUUCUCAGGGCGUCGGGUCGCCGGCGGCUCUUGCGACGCGAAGUGUGGACGGCGAACUGAGUGAACACGUGUUUUGCUCCUUUGAAGAAGCCGCCUUCGAAGGCGGUCCCGAGGCAGAGCCGGCUGGCCCGGCGCGUGUAGAGUGCGCAGUUCGCCCGCCUGGGAGAGCGACAGCGACCGUCGCCGAGAAGAGGUCCAGGGGCCUCUCGGAGAGCCUCGGUGCUUCCGCCGCGGCCAGCCGCGAACUCGAGGCAGAUGGCUCUGCGCCUGGUGAGCGGGACGCCCUAGAUCUCUCGCCGGGAAUUUCCGUCUCGUCACUCGCUGCUGACUCGGGCGUUUCUGCCGACACAGCCCUGCCCCAGCCCUCGCAGUCGGCUAUCGCCUCGCGCCUUCGGAGGCUCAAGAAGCCGCGCGCAGAUCUCGACAAGGCCUCGAUCCGUGCCCGCCCGCGCACGCUCCCGUCUUCGCUCUCGGCUCCAGCCAGAGAGUCCACGCGGCCUGCGGGGGUCGGGAAGAAGGGCGCGGAGAGAGACGCGAAGGAGAGACGGAGGUCCGCGUGUUCCAGCGCCGCCUGCCUGAGGCGAGAAGAGAAUCCUGAGCGGCGCCUCAGUGGGGGCCUCAGUGGGGGCCUCAGUGGCGGUGUCCUCGCAGUGUUGGGGGCCUGCAGCCGAAAAGAAAAAGCGGAAGUGCGGCGAGCCUCGAGCGCGGUUGCACCGGGACUGGCGAAGCGCCGAGCGAGUCAGGGUGUCACGACAGCUGCGCUGCGAGCUGCGUCGCACGCGGUGUCUCGCAUUGUCUCCCCUCACCUCCCUUCGCGGUCGACAAAGGGCGGGAGACGCGCAGAGGAGACCAGUCCGAAAAGGGGGGGACUGGAGCGAGAGGCGAAUGGCCUCGAAAAGGCCAGGAACGACGGCCCGUUCGACGCGCGUGCUCUGCCUUGUUCACGGGCUUCCGAGUCCGCCCGCGCCGACUGCGCGCCUCCAGGGAGAGACGCGCACGCAGAAAAGGACGCCAGGACGAGACGCCUCAAACUCGACCCGAGACGCGCCGCCGGCCCGCGAGAACGGUCUCCAGGCGACGAGGCAGGGGCGAAAUCGAAGCAGCGUGAGGCGAGAGAAAGACACAGAGAAGAGACAGUCAGUCCAGCUCCGACGGCAGCUCCACUGCGACGAAGUCUGUGCGGCCAGGCCUGCGCCGAAGUCGCACAAACUGCGCACACCCGAGAAGCCCGCGAGGAUCUGAUUCGGAUUCGUUUGGAACCGAGCCAAGAACUUUUCCGAGAAGAGGGUCUCUCCUCGCCCUUUCUCGCGUUGCAGGCUGCGGCAGACUUCGCGCUGCCAGCCACGAAGCGUUCCGCGCUGCUCACGACGACGGCAUCGUCCAGGAGCGGCUCCAUUCGGCGGCCAUCGGUUCAGGAAGAGAGCGCGAGGACUCAGCAGACGGAACCGACCAGUGACCAGGAAACGCCGGACGCGAGAGGAGCGAACGACGGAGGGAGAAGACAAGACAGAGAAAGACAAGGAGACAGGAGCGAAGCAGAAAAGAGCGAAACAGGAGCGCGCGAUCGAGGCGUGACAGGGGGCGCAGGGUUCGAGGGAGAGGCCGGUCAGGUCGAGGCGAAGUGUGAAGUUGAGAGAGAAGGCUUCUGUGCGUCAAGGCAGCUCUUGCAGGCACGCGCGAGCUCGGCGGGGCCAGGAGACGAAGGCGGCGACUCCGAACAAGAGUGCGCAGGAGCGGAAAGGCGAGAGGCGUCGGCUGGCGAACGGGGUUGCCCCGAUACGCGGCUCGCCUCAGCGAUGCCACUCGCAGAUUCUGAGGCCUCGCUCUCGCGGGUCCUGCCGAGGCCCGGCGCGGAGACAGUGUCUCUUCUGUCUCCGCGCGAACGUGAGACGGGUGUCGAGCUCGCCUGGAAACAGCUUGCGGAGGCGAAGGAUGCGCCGCUUUUCGAGGCGCGCCUCCCUCGGGAGAACCCGACGGAAGAGUCGAAGACGACGCACUCUCCCCCGGACGACGUAGAGAGUGAGGGCGAGGCGGAGGAGCUGAGUGGGUCAUGUGCUGCAUGGGACGAUCUGAGAAAGGCGAGUUUCGCAGGGUGGGAUGUAGACAGGCGAUCGCCGGAGGAGGAGUCGUCUCUCCGCGGAGGCGAGAGAGUUCGAGAGCGGCCGUCGCUCUCUUUAACGGAUUUGAAGGGCUUUGCCAGUGACGAAGUUGACGAGAAGGAGUUGUGGACUUCAGAACUCGCAGACUCUCGCGCACCGCUUUUUGCAGGAGACAUGUCGAUGCCUCGGUCGCCGACGGAGGCGCCGCCUUCGCCGCCGGUGUCGCUGUCUUCCUCCCGGCCGCCUCUUCCUUCGCAGGGGACGCUCUCUCACUCGCGUGAGCACGGGGGCUCUCUGGCUUCUCCGUGCGCGGCUGCUGCCUCGUCUCUUCCUUCGCUUCUCUCUUCUUCGUCUGUUUGUCUAUCGGAGCGAGAGUCGUCUUUGCCGCUCGCGUCUGUCCCUGCCGCGUUUCCCGCCCCGCCUUCACGUGCCCCAUCGCCUUCGCGGUCUGUUGGAUCGGACUCGUUCUCAUCGACAUCACCACGAGACCCCUCUUCUUCGUCGCCACGGUCUUCCUCUUCUCCCUCUUCUUUUUCUCCUUCCACUUCAUCGUCUUCUUCCUCUUCUCCUUCUUCCUCUUCUUCUUCCUCUUCUUCUUCCUCUUCUUCAUCGUCUUCUUCCUCUUCUCCUUCCUCUUCUUCUUCCUCUUCUUCAUCGUCUUCUUCCUCUUCUCCUUCCUCUUCUUCUUCCUCUUCUUCAUCGUCUUCUACAUCGUCUUCUUCAUCGUCUUCUUCCUCUUCAGUUUCUGCGAGUGGGGUCUUGAGCAGAAAGCUGCGGGAGCCGGCGCCGUCUCUUCGCUCGAACUUCUUCGUGGUCCGCGACCGCUGCGAGAGCGGGGCGUCUCUGUCGCCUCCGCCUCUCUCCCCACAGGCUCUUUCGCCUCCGUCUCUUGCGUCUUCCGCGCCUCUGCGCUCCUGGGGCUUUCCUUCUUCGGCUGCGCCUGCGGCGCCUUCCACGUCGGUUGAUUCGCCGUCUUGGUGGCCGCAAGAGGAGACUGAGUCGUCUCCACAUUUCCCGUCGCUCCGUCGAGCUGGCGAGACACAAGCAGCCGAGAGAGAAGUCGAAAACGAAGAAAAGGACGAACGAGACGCAGACGAUGGUGGACCGCUCACGGGAUACGGAGAAUGUAAGAAAGCAGGAGACACCGGAGAGGAACACAGCGACGAAGAAAGAGAACAGAAGGCAUCGGACGAGCCGAAGGGAGGCGCCAGAUACAGGGGACGGGGUGUACGUACACCGGCCGAGACGCCGCCGACGCGAAGCGACAUCGGCGGGACCAGCAGGCUGGGCAUGAGGCGUGGCGGCGCGUCGGAGUCUCCGUCUUCAGCAGUCUCAUGUGUCUCUCCGGCGAAUUUUCUUUUGCUGCCGAGACAGCCCGCCAGCUCCGUCGAUCUGAACAUGAAGCAAGUUGUGGAAGCCGAAGAAGCUGCUCUCCAGGCUCUCCUGCGUUCCCAGUCGCCUGGAUGUCUUCCCGACGAGCGCGAAAUCAACACGUGUGGUGCAGGCGAGCCCUCGCUGUGUUCGCCCGUCAGCGACGACGAGGAGUUCGAAGAGAAUCUUCAGAAGCUACGCAACGUCUCGGCGCUGCAGCUGGGUCUGCGGAUGUGGCGGGAGAAGUAUCGCCAGCUGAAGAGGCUCGACUGCGAGAAGGACCGCGUCAUCAGCGACCAAGUGCAGCAGCUGCAGGAGAGCGAAGUUCUUUACCUCCAGAUGGUCGGGGAGGGCGAGGCGGAGCUCGAGCGCGAACGGGAAGCGAAUGCGAAGGCGGUGGCGCAGAUCGCGGCGCAGCGCGACGCCCUGCAGGCGCAGUGCGCGAACGAGCAGGCGGCGCGGGAAGCUGAGCUCGCUGAGGUGUACGUACACCACAGGGCGGAGCUUGACGAGCAGCGGCGGGCUCUGGAGCGGUCGCUGCUUGAGAAGGACGCAGAAAUCGCGGAUCUGCGCCGCAGUGUCGAAGCCCUGGAAGCGAAUCUGAAGCGACAGCAGGAGUCACAGGACGAGGAACGGCGGGAAAACGCACAGCUCCUGAGAGCCGAGCAAGGGAAGAGGGAAGAAGAGGCGGUAGCGCUUGCACGACUAGCGAGAGAAAAUGAAGAGCUGCAAGGCGCGUUGCAGCGGGGAUUAGACGAGAGAGAGAGGGAGCGAGAGGAGGCACGACGCGAGGUCGCGGAGCUGCGGGAGGGCGAGACCAAGAGGCGGCGGGAAGUGCAAGAACUCGAGAUGCGCGUCGCGGAACAGACAGAGCGCGAGCGGUUGCUCCUCACCCAAAUAGAAGAACAAGAGGCACAGCUGCAGAGGGAACAGAGCCUUCUCGAAGAACAAGAGAAACUACUCUUUGAGCAGCAGGAGGAGUUGGGCGAGCUUCAGCGCAGGAACUCCGCGCUGGAGCGGUGGAGACGAGAAGCGACGGGGCGAGGCGGCGAGGAGCAGUCAGCGGGAAGUGCGAGGGCGGAGGAAACGGUCAAGUUCGGGAGGCGAGACGAAGAUGAAAAGGAAGACAGAGGACGAGAGCGGAGAGAGGAGGACGCACUCGAGGGCGAGAGGGGGAGAGACGGAGAAGAGACAGCGGAGACAGCAGCCGGACAGCACGAGAGCGAAAAGAAUGCGGACGAGGUCAUCGAGAGCAGGGACGAAGGACAGGUCCCUGCAUGCAGCGACGAGGCGGAGGUGUUGAAGCUGCGCUUGGCUGCAACCCAAGAGAAACUUUUCUGCGCCGAACAGGUGAUUCUCGCCCUCCAGGAGUCUCACCGCCAAGCGGCAGACGAUGAGCGGCAGUGCCGCGAAGAACUCGAGAGACUCAAACUGCAAAAGCAGGCAAAUGUACGCUCGGUAGAGACACAGACUUCGGCGUCACCUCGGUCUUGGAGCGACAGAGAAGGAAGAAGUACAAGGCACGCAAAACGAGAGGGAAAGCAAGAGAGAGAACAAGAGGGAGAUCAAGAGAGGGAACAAGGAAGAGAGAAGGAAGGACGGAGUGUGGAUGUGGAAGACGAAAGGGACUUGGACUUGUCUCGGCGCAUUCUGCGAGAGUACGAAGAAGAGAACAUCAGGCUGCGGGCAGAGGCGAGACGCCAUCGCGAGGAAACGAAGGCACGGAACGCGAUCGAGGGCGAACUGCGGCAGGAGGUCCAGAUGCUGAAGAGGCAGAAGGGAGAGCUCGAAGAAGCCAGUCAGUGGACGGAGAGGAAAGCCGCGUACAUCGUCCGCAUGCAUCAGCAGCUCCAAGAGGAACUGGCCAGCGCCAAGGAGGAGAUGGAGCUUUACAGGAAGGCGCCGACUCCUGCGAAGCCUGCGGCCGCCGCCGGAGGCGACGCAAGCAAGACUGAGCGCGAGGGCGACGAGAGCGAAACAAGCGAGAAAGGAAGAGGAUCGCCCGGCAAGAGGACAGUUGUCGAGCUGCAGCAGGAGAUAACAGAGCUUCAGAAGGCGCUUCGAGAGGCGCGCAUCGAAGCCGCGCACGAAAAGGCAGCAGCGGCCGAGGCGAGCGCGAAGCUCUUGCAAGUUGAGAAGGAAUCGAAACACAUGGCUGAGGAGGCGGCGGCGCUUUUCCGCGCGAAUCGGGAGUUGCAGGCGGCAGUGGAAAGAUACGCGUCUCCCGUCGAGGAAUCUCUGGACGCAGCAGGCAUUGUCCGUCACCGCGGAGAGGACCGACUGGCAGCGGCGCGCACCCGGACUGCUCUAAAGCGCGAGGGGCGCGCUCCUGGAUGUCCCGACAACUUCGAAACCCGUGGAGAGACAGAACUCCCGUUCGCGCCGCUCCAUGCCUUCUCUGCCCACACCAAAACCUCCCCAUCACCUCGUGCAACUUCCUCUCCUUCUCAUUCCUCGUCUCACCUUGUGACGCUGCGCCAAGCGUUUCGAGUUGCCGCGCCUACCGGGGAGGACUGGAGACGAGCCCUCUCGGAGCCAGGCGUCGCCGCGACGCCUCCAGCGGGCGACUGGCGCCGUCGCCUGUCUCUGGUUUCAAACGAAGGCGGACGAGGCAGACAAGAUGGGCGAGUGGAGCAGCCUCCGGUUUCUCCGGAUGCGCGAGGGUGGACUGGCGAGAGCGAUGAAGCGCCUUUUGGAUUUUCUGGAGAAUUCGCACAAGACUCUCUCGGAAUGGUAGCUCUUCAAAAACAACUCAAAGAGGCAACUACGGCCGCCGCGACCAAGGAGCGCAUGCUGCAGACCCGCAUUCGAAAUCUUGAGCAUCAGCUUCUGAAACAAAGAGACUACUAUCAUCGACGCCUGACGCUUUCGUCCUUCGGCUCGCGUCGCGCAGCAGACACCCUGUCUGCAGAGCCCGCUGAUCGGCCGAAACUCCCGAUAUCUUCGUCGCGACUGUCUCCAUCUGGUUCCACUCGACUGUCUCCUUCGCAUGCGUCGCGGUCGGAGAGUCGGGGAGGAGCGGAGAGAGACAAACGAAGAGGCGAAGCAGCGAGAGAUCGCGCGGCCAGUAGCAGGAAGGAAGACGCCCGCAGAAAUGCAAACGUCCGCUCGCAGGAAAUUCAAGUUGAGCUCGUGGACCUUCGGCCGGAAAGAGAAGAGACGGAGCCGGACGGCUUCACGAUCGAACCGAGUAGGCGAGAGAAGAUGGAGAGGAACGGAAGCGACUCGCUCGCCCUCCACAGCCCGUGCCAUCUCUUUCCUCUCCUGCACAGCGAGAAUCCUGCGAUCGCGACGCUCUUCGCCUUCUGGCAACUUGCGCAGCGUCUCUACGCUUCUCGCAUCUCCUCUUCCUCGCCUUGGAGCUUGGCGCUCGAAAGCGAAGAUCGCUGGGGAAUGCCGGGUGACGCGGAGAGUUCAGGGAAGGAGGGAAGACGCCAGGUUCCUCUCGACAGGCGUCUCGAGAUCCUGGUGGCGUUUCUUUUUCCCCACUCCACCCCAGACGGCGAUUGCCGGGCGGAAGGGAAAAUCGGAUUCGAAGCCUUCCAGCGCGCCCUGGAGAGAGUGGGAUGCGCAGCCUCCGAGCGCGACGCGGUCGGCGCGUGGACGGUCAUUGCCACGCCCAGCGAGGUCCGAGGCUCGGGAGAAAACGGAGAAGAUGCAGGCGAAGACCCUAGAACAAAGACGGUGUCGAGAGACCGGCUGCUGCAGAGAGCAAAGCAAACGGAUCCGAGCUUUUUGUUUCUGAGCUACUGCGCCCUCGUGCGCCGGUCGAAGCUGCAAAAAAAGGAGAUUCUCGUCCUCUCCUCCAACAACCAGGCCUUGCUGCAGGCUGCGCAGGAGCAACAAGACGUCCUGAGACAGCAACGCGAACUCGACGCGGAGAAAUGCAGAGACGAACGAGAGGAGUUCGAGCGGAAAAUGAAACUGUACAUCGCACAAACCUCCCAGCAGCAAGAAGCGUACCAGCGCCAAAUUGCCCUUCUUACUCAGCAGCUCGAAAACUCCAAAUGCAUCUAUACCCCACACCACGAACCUUCCUCUUCUUCCGCUCCUUCCGCUUCCGGGAGGAGCCGAGACGCCGCGAUGGUCUCUCGGGAAGGCGACGGCAGUGAAGGGAAGAGAGAAGGAAGGAGUGAAGGCACCAGGGCUGUCUCUGCCGUGCAGUCGUCUGUGCAUGCGCCUCAUCAUUCGGCCUACGCGGACUUGCUUCAGCAGGCCGACGAGGCUCUCGAGCUCCAACUGCGGCUCCUGAGGGAGAAUGUGAAUUUGCGGGAAAAACUGCAGAACCCGUUUCCCCCAAACCGUGAGGUGUACGUACACCGUGCCGCCGAGACACGCAUGGAACGCAGAGAGCAGCCGGAAGAGGCCGGAGCGAACGACCAGCAGGGACAGAAUGAGGCUGAGGCAAUGCUGGCGGCUCUGGGGGAAGAGAUCGACAAGCUUACCAGAAACGUCGAGGGGAAGAUCGAAGCGCGUGCGAGGCAGUCGCGCCUCGGCGCGGUCUGCGGGGCGUCUCCACUCGCGCCUUCUGAGGGGUGA
This is a messenger RNA of Neospora caninum, 9870 nucleotides long. RefSeq lists its product as hypothetical. The record is from RefSeq and is a predicted model, not a curated record. Gene Ontology annotation, cellular component: mitochondrion. Bases 1 to 9870 code for a protein of 3289 amino acids. Lineage: Eukaryota; Apicomplexa; Conoidasida; Eucoccidiorida; Sarcocystidae. The transcript is spliced from 8 exons. Gene Ontology annotation, molecular function: zinc ion binding. Gene Ontology annotation, biological process: mitochondrion organization.